Theobroma umbraticum is the source of this 1956-nucleotide messenger RNA. RefSeq lists its product as uncharacterized. Gene Ontology annotation, molecular function: DNA binding. Gene Ontology annotation, biological process: regulation of DNA-templated transcription. The record is from RefSeq and is a predicted model, not a curated record. Lineage: Eukaryota; Viridiplantae; Streptophyta; Magnoliopsida; Malvales; Malvaceae.
ACGAUAGUAGUGUAGUACUCUUACUGACUCACUGUUAUCUGCUAGCACUAGCAAAGACUGCUACAUAUAAGAGGAGGGACAGAGUAUUUCCACCAAAUAUCUGCUUUCAAUUUGGUUCAUCUUGUUUCUUUUUCUAGCUAGCUAUUGUGGAACUCUGGAUUUGAAAUGAACUACGUAAAGGGGUUCAGAUUCCACCCAACAGACGCAGAAGCUAUCGAGCAUCUAUGGGACAAAAGAGUACUCGACCGUGAUUCGAUUGUCCAAGUCGGUGAUUUCCUUGUUCCAGUAAUAACACACCUCGAAGAUAUCUGCGAGUUCGAACCUUGGGAAUUGCCUGGGCGUUCGAAGUCAGAGCCCGGAGAUAACCUUUGGUAUUUCUUCUGCUCACCGAAAUACAAGUACCGCAAUAGUGAAAGGAAAAACAGGGUUACCAGGGAAGGAUACUGGAAACCAACGGGGACACCUAGUGAGAUAUUAACAACAUAUAAUGGACAAGAGAUCAGAGGAAGCAGGCAAACUUUGGUAUUCUACCGAGGUCGUGUUAGGGAUAAAAAGAAGAACGAAAAAAAGACCCAAUGGGUCAUACAUGAGUUCGAAAUCCCUCUUAAUCUACCAAACCAAAAAAGAAUAGCUCUUUGUAGACUGAAGAAAAAAUAUGGUAAGGUAGAUGUUUCAAGAGGUGAAGAAGGCCAAUCGAGUCACUCUUUGCCUUCAAAUUUAGAAAAUCAAGCUACAAACAAUGCAAUUCCAGAGGACCAGCUAAACUCUAAUGCGCCAUUAACAGAGUCGGAAGCAUUUAAUGAAUAUAGUGGGAAUCAAACGACAUUGACCACAAAUGAACAGGAUGAUGAUGAAUUUGUGGAUUCCCUUAUUAAUAAUGAUGAGAUCAACACUGAACAAAGAAGCAACCAACCUUUCUUUGUUGAUGAGAAUGAAGGCCCUAAGCUACCUUCUAACUUCCUAGUCCAUGUUGCAGAUGAUGAUAUCCCAAACAACCAGGAAGACUUUGGUGGGCUAGUUAACCAAAAGCCGAAAGCUCUUAAUGACUGUGUUGAGACCCUAAAUUCUGGUAGGACUAGUGAACAUGAUAAUUCCUCACGGAGCUCGAUUUUCAUCCCUAAUGAUCAAACCAAUUCAGUAGGCGGAGGCAAUCAACAAGCUACUUUAGUUGCUGAGAAUGAGAGAUCUAGCUUGGCUUUCGAAAACCAUGUUGCAGAGAAUUCCGUUCCGAUGGAAGAUUCAGAGUUUGAUAAGUGUUUACUAGAAGGGUUAUUCAUGGCUGAAUUGUCACACGCGCCUGAAGGGGUUGAAAAUGACGAGUUGAGCACCAAUGAACAGGAUGAUGAGUUUUGGAAUAAGAUUUACUUCACUACUGAUGAAGUCUUGGGAAGCGAACAACAGAACCGAACUGACAGCACAAUGGGAUCACCAUAUGAUCCCUGCCCAAUGGAGUCGUCUAGGAAAAGGCCACGCAUCGAAUCUGAGCGCUUAAAUAGAGGGGAAGAUAUUCAAGCGGCUCCAUCUCAGUAAUAGAACAACUCUUUGAAUAACCAUCAGGCACAAGUUGACAGUUACAAUAUAGGAGCCUUCCAAUAUAAUGGAAGCGUUCCCUACAUUUACAAUUAAUAGGAGAAAUGAGAGAGAUCAAAGAAAGCUUAGUGCUGAAGCAAGGGGAAUGGGCAAUGUAAGCUACAAAAUAAGUCCAGGACCAUAAUGGAGAAGAUGGAUAUCUAUGUAGUAUGAGAGGGUGGUGAACAAUGCCAUGGAAAAUUAUUACUACUUUGUUAUUUUUAUUGUUGUAGCUAAUGUAAACAGAGAGUAUUUUUGUGAGUUGUUUGUGUCAUCCAUCUUUAAUUUUGGUCCAAUUAAUGGUGUAAGGGAUCAAACUCUCCACCUUGGGAUGAUUAGCAUCCAAACCGUAUCACUGCCUAUGCUUGCAGCUAUGUUUAAUUAUCA